Epithele typhae is the source of this 408-nucleotide messenger RNA. RefSeq lists its product as uncharacterized. Bases 1 to 408 code for a protein of 135 amino acids. The transcript has 2 exons. The record is from RefSeq and is a predicted model, not a curated record. Lineage: Eukaryota; Fungi; Basidiomycota; Agaricomycetes; Polyporales; Epitheliaceae.
AUGUGGGAGGGGGCAGGCAAUGCGUGUGAGAUGAGCAACACGGAUGCGGGUGAGCGUGACGCAGGCGUGAGCGAAACAUGGAGGCGACACGGCCGUCGUGGCAAUGCGGACGACGCAGGCGACGGGCGGUGGGCGCUGCGGGGGACGACGGGGACGUGGGCGAAGGCGAACGAUGACGGCCGCGCGCGCAAGCGCGAUGACGCCGCGUGGACCGAGGGUGGAGCGCAAGCGGUGCAUGCGGGGACGUGGGCGAGGGCGAGGGCGACGCGGGCAAGGGAUGAGGCGGAGACGGCGUGGUGGAGAGACGGCCAAGGUGGGCGCGAGGGCGCGGAGGGUCAAGGGCGCGAGGUCGGGGAAGUUGCCGGCGCGGGUGGAACCUGGAAGGGGGAGGCGACGCAGGGAGCAUAG